Molecule: messenger RNA, 1989 nt
Organism: Paramecium sonneborni
Lineage: Eukaryota; Ciliophora; Oligohymenophorea; Peniculida; Parameciidae
Source: the annotation of a GenBank genome assembly
AUGAUAAUUUUUAGAACAUUAUUGAAAUAGAGAUUUUCUACUCACUCUAAUUUACUAAAUUUUGCAUUUCGAGAAUCUUUUGAAAAUGAAUCAGAUAGUGAUAUUGAUAUUUUUGAUAUCCCAAAUGAGAAUGUGAAAGUUGUGACAAACGAACAAGAAUUGAUGGCGCUUAUUAGUCAACAUGUAGAUCCUAAAAUCUUAAUCGAUAUAUUUAACUAGAAUAAAAAAAUAUUUGGCAUUUAGCAUUCAUUACUUACUAUUCGUAUUAUUGCUCAUUUUUUAAAUUCUGUUAAAAUUUAUCAAAAUGAACCCACUUUUCAGAAAGGAAUGAAAGAAAUUUCAACAUUACUAAACAACAACCUCAAUUAACUUACUCCAAUAGAUUUGCUUGAAUUACUAUGUUUUAAAUCUAAAUAUCAAUUAAAAGGACAAUAAUAAUUGCUGAAUAAUGUAGAUGAUAAAAGUUUAUCGAAUUCUUUAAAUAAGACUUUGAAAGAUUGCAAUGAUUUCAGUAUUAGACAUUAUAUAAACAUAUGGUAUGAUUCCUAAGUAAUAAACAUGUUUUUACCUUAAAUUCACUAAUUAGUUUAAAAUAGAUUAAAUACUGAACCUCUUUCAUCUAUGGAAGUAGUUCUUUUAGUAAGAUGUGAAAUGAUGAAAUCUCAAAAAAGAAAAUUUGUUAAUUCAGAAUUAGUUGAAUUUUGUAUUUCUCAUUAUGAUGCUAAUUUUCUCUAUUAUGAUUUCUAACAAGUCACUCAAUUUUACAUAAUGUUACUUAAAAUGAAAUAUUAAUAUUUAAAUCCAUAUUUAGAGUCGCAUCCAAUUAUCAUCAAAAUGAGAUAAUUUUUAAUAGAAAAUCUAAAUAAGAUGGAUGAACAUACUAUCUUAUCAAUUGUUAAUAAUUAUUAAUUGUUGCCUCUUGAAGUUGCUCCAGAUUUAGAAAUUAAAAUUAAAGAAUUUUUGUUGAAAUAACUAAAAUAAAAACCUUAAAAAAUAACAAUUAAUUUUAUUUAAUAAAUUUUAAUAAAUCUUGAACCGAUAUGUACAUAAUAAGAAGUUGAAAGAUUAAUUGAUGAAAUUAUUUAAAGGUUAUAAUAGGAGAUUAAUUCACAUACAAUUCAAUAAGCCAAUAAAUUGGCAUAAAUUAUUUUAACUUUUAGAAAAUUAAAAUUUGCAAAUAAUUACAUGUAAAAAUUAAGUGUUUUUUCAGAUUAUAUAAAAUAAGUAUGUAAAUUUUCCUUUCUAGAAAAUGGUCUUCUAUAUUUGAGAUUUAUAUGUGGAUAAGAAGUUGAUUCCUUGAUUACUGAAGAAAAAGCAAUGCUUCACCCUUUCCAUUCAUAUGCUGUUAUUAAAAAUGAUAAGCUUAAAUCUAAAUUACAGUAUUAUUUAAUUAAAAAAAUCAAAGAUAAUCCAAUAAAAGUAAUAAAUGAAAUUUUGAAUUUCUAAUUUUACGAAUCUUAAAUUUUUGAAGAUUUGCUUCCUACACUUAUAAUAGAAUUUAUGAGAAAAACUCAUUAUUAAGAAAGAUAUUUACCAUUAUUAUUUAAAUUGUUAAAUGAUGUUAAUUCAUUAAAUCUCUUAAAAGAUUGUCUUUCCUACAAAAGGUAAGACAUCUACCGAUUAGCUUUAAGAUAGCACAAUUUAACUGAGUUACAAGCCUAAAUAUUUGGUGCCCGACUUAUAUAAUAAAUAGAAAAAUAUCAUCGACAUGGUGUUUUGAAUGUAAUUUUAAAUUCUAAUCUAAUAAUCUUGGUUGGAAAAAAGAAUCCAGAACUUUUAGCUGCUCUAAUGAGUAUUAUAAAAUAGUAAAAUGAUGGACUUCAAACUUAUUCGUUUUGUAAAUACUUAAAAGAUUACUAAGUGGAUUAUAGAAAAGUACUCUAACAUUCGCAACGCAGAGCUAGAUUAGAAAAAAUAGAAGAACUUUAUAAUUAAGAAAAAUGUGUUGAGAAGAGAUUGAUGUUAUUAUACAUAAUUUUUUUUAACUGA